This is a messenger RNA of Umbelopsis ramanniana AG, 869 nucleotides long. RefSeq lists its product as uncharacterized. NCBI's taxonomy places the organism in Eukaryota, Fungi, Mucoromycota, Umbelopsidomycetes, Umbelopsidales, Umbelopsidaceae. The record is from RefSeq and is a predicted model, not a curated record. The transcript has 3 exons. The coding region runs from base 204 to 656 and encodes 150 amino acids.
AAUCCAUCAUAGGCAUCUAUGGAUUACAUCAAGUCAUACAAAUAGAUUGUUAUCCAUUGAUCAUCUCACUUGUGGCCGAUGCAACAGCUAAUACAGGUCUCUUUCUAGAUUUUGGUGAUGAGUUACAAAAGAUGGUAGAACCAAUGGUCGCAGCGUUACAAGACAAGCAUUGAAAAAGGACUCGCAUCCGUCGGGCACGCAUCAUGGACCAAAAAAAAUCGACCCACGUUACUCAACACUGGCUGUGCAUGCAUAUGCUUCCACUCGUUUGCGUAUAUUUUACGACGGGGAGACUUCUACAGCUGCUAUCUCGCUUGUUUGAUAGGUGGUCAUUUUUACCCAAUCCAUACUAUAACCUUCUUAUUUUUGUCAUUCUUUUAAUUAUUCAUCACAUAAAGAAAAACCACCAGCGUCAUAUAUUGAUUCAAAUCGACAAACAUGACCGUAAAAAAAAAAAAACAAGUGCUUACACUUCAUACUCCUUUGGGAAAAAAAGCAGGCGUUGGAGGAGGAAACUUUCGCUUCGAAUUCCGCAAGGGAAUGACACAGUGAAAGUGGGGAUUGAAAGAGACGGUUCUAGAGAAAUUUAUGGUAUAUGUCGUGUGAUCGUUUCAAGUGGAGAAAAGGCUAUUAAUGUUGCUGGGAGUUGGUUGUAACUCUGCUCGCCACUGGUUCAUGCUAGGGUUGUACAAGUGCCAGUGUAAUGGUACUGCAUACUGGUUGAUACCGACGGUACAUCUAGGUGGUAGUGUAUCGUGGGUAUUUAUUAAGCAUUACAGUAAAAAAAUAAACACGUACAGGCAUCUUCUAGCAAGUUAGCUUGACGAGCGGAAAAGCAAGAGGCUAACGACAGUGACAAGAAGGCGGGC